Messenger RNA from Penicillium macrosclerotiorum, 270 nucleotides. RefSeq lists its product as uncharacterized. The transcript has a single exon. The record is from RefSeq and is a predicted model, not a curated record. The coding region runs from base 1 to 270 and encodes 89 amino acids. NCBI's taxonomy places the organism in Eukaryota, Fungi, Ascomycota, Eurotiomycetes, Eurotiales, Aspergillaceae.
AUGGACUCUCCAACCAUCCACACCGCGCUCUUUCCGUCGACCGAGCUGCGAUCUCAACUACGGCUAUCGGACCUGACACGGAUGAUUGAUGGAAGCUAUCUCGUUAGCUAUAUCAACAAAAUCGAAUUUUCCAACAACAAAAUUCGAGUCAGAGCGAGUUCUGAGUUUUCCGAGGAACUGGAGCGAACCAGCUUCACUGUGGUUGCAUUCAACACUUCCGGCCCGGACGAAAAACUCGAUGUCAUCGGGGCUGCAAGCAUGAAGCAAUGA